Messenger RNA from Paramecium octaurelia, 3357 nucleotides. The record is from the annotation of a GenBank genome assembly. Lineage: Eukaryota; Ciliophora; Oligohymenophorea; Peniculida; Parameciidae.
AUGUUAUAAAUCGAAGUUAUUUGCUUUGGAUUGGCUGUUGAAGUAGAACGAUUAUAGUCUCUUACUAAACAACUUAAUUAAGACAUCGAUCAAGCAAAUCUUCAAAACCUGAAUUCACAAGCUGUCAUUGAUCAAUAAUCUACAGAAAUCAAAUUACUCCAGUCUAAAUUAGAUAGCAUCAAUAGAGACUAGCUUGAACUUUAAAAUGAAUACCAAUCUCUAGAAUAAUAACAUCUUCAUGUAACUGACCUAGUUAACCAAAUUACAGCUGGCCAAAUAACCUUGGAAUAGUUGAAGGAUUUGGUAGAUGAGCUCAAAAACAGGUCCAUUUAAUAUGAUGAAAUUUAAGAAUUACUGCAAGGAUAGGACCUCUAGGAUGUGAUCUCUAAGGCUGAAUAGUUUACAUUGUAGUGCAACAUUAAUCAAGAGUUGAGAGAUUAAUUAGAAUAGUAUCCUGAGAUUGUGAUUAAACUCAAUCAAGAUUUGGAUAAACACAAAUAGGAUUUAAUCAAUAAUAAGUCUAGCAUUGCUAUUUUGGAAAAAACUAUUGUAGAUCUCAAUCAAGAAAUACAUAUACUGAAAUAAUUAUUAGAAUAAGAGUAGAAUAAGAACUCUUUAAAUUAAUCCCAAAUAUAAUUAUAAUUAGAAACCUAAUUAAAUGAACUCAGACUCAAACUAUCCUAAGCUGAAUAAAAGAAUGAAGAAUUAGAAGAUGAAGUAGAAUAAGUCAAUUUUUUUAAGGCUUAAAUGGAAUCUCAACUUUAAGAAAUUAUAAAAGAAAACAACAAAAUUAUGGUUGAUAAAGAUAAACUAGCAUCUGACAAUUUAAAUCUGAAUGCUCAAAAUGAAAAUCUGAAUGAUUAAUUGAGUCUAUAGGCAAGUUAAAAUCAGGAUCUAAAUAAGAAAAUUCUUGAAUUGGAAGAUCAAGUAAGAUUGCUUAAGAAUUAAUUGGCAGAAGAUAAUGAUCUAGAAAUCCAAAUUAUAAGAUAGGAUGCUUAAUUAUAAUCUUACAGCGAAAGACUGUAAAUGUAAGAUAAUGAAAUACAAGAUUUAAAUCUUAAUAAUGCAGAGUAAAAAUUAAAUUAUUAGCGAUCUUUAAAUAAAUUCCAGGAUCAAUUGAUUUAGAAGGAUCAGGAAAUUUAAGAACUUUAAUAGAUUUAAAUAGAUCUUCAAGAUCAAAUAUCUGAUUUAUAAAAUCAAAUAGCUAAUUUCAAACAUUAAGCUGAAAUUGACGCUGAUGAAAUAAGUCAACUAAAACUUUAGCAUUAAUAAUUUUAAGGAAAGAAUGAUUCAUCUAACACUAUCAUUAUUAAUUUCUAGAAUCAAAUUUAACAAUUUAAAUUAGAAAUUUAGAACCACCUUCUUUAAAUUUCAGAACUGGAAACCACAAUUUCGAAUUAAAAUUAAUAGUUUAUAACUUCAAAAUAAGAGCUUUAAUAACAUUACUAAUAAAUUAUCGAAAAGCUUUAGGAGGAAAACAAAUCAUUAUAGGAUUAAAAUGAUUAAUAAAUUCAAAGUUUGGAAGAACAAGGUAAUCAAAUUCUACAACUGUCCUCUGAAAAUUAAGAACUAUAGCAGAUAAUUGAUGAAAAGGACCAAGAAUUGGAAAAAUUGAAUCUAUAUGUGAAGAAAUAACAAGAAAUUUAUGAGAGUAAUACCAAAAAGAGUGAGGCCUUAGAAGAAUCAAACAGAGAAUUAUUAUUUAAGUAGAACUCUUUUUAAAAAACUAUUAAGGAUUUAUACACUUAAUUAGAGGGCCUUAAGCUUGAAGUAAUUGAGAAAGAUUAAUUAAAAUAAUAGAAGUUAUCAUUAGAAUAAAAUAUAAACAAGUUAAAUUAAACGAAUGCAGAUCUAAUGCAAUAAAUUGCAAAUCUGAAAAUUGAGGUAAGUGGCUGCCAAAUAUAAAUAACCAAUUUAAAUUUAUAGAUUGACAACACUGAAAUUGAAUUAAGAAGUUCAUAUCAAGAAAACAAUUCAUCAGAGAACUAGCUCAAGGAACUAUUUACAAAACUUGAGUAACAAGAAAUUAUAAUGAACUAAAGUGAAAAAUAGAUUAAAGAAGACGAAUUUAGAAUUGAACAGCUAUUGAAUGAAUUACAAAAACUCAAUGCAAAAAAUAAAGAGUAUUAUAAAAAAUUUGAAGAAUAAGAGAUUUUUAUCAAAUAAUUAUAGGUAGAAUUAAGUGAAUCAAGUAAUGAUAUUAAGAAAUUGGAAAACGAAUUAUUGCUUAAAGAAGAGGAAUUUAAUGAAUUAGAUGAUGAUUACAAUAAGGUUUGGAAUGAAUUAAAUGCUCUUAAGAAUGAUUAAUCCAAUUAAAAUUCGGAUGCUAGAGGAGAAGAAUUAUAGUAAUUAGUGACAAAUUUAAAGUCAGAAUAUAAUUUAGUACUAAAAGAUUUAGAAGCUUUAAAGAAGUAAUUAAUAGAUAAAGACUCUUAACUUAAUUAAAAAGCCAUGCUUGUUGACAAAUUCAAUGUUAAAGUUAUGAACUAAACAAGUGAAUUACGUUCAUUAAAAUAAGAAAUUGAAAACAAUCAGAUUGUUAUAGAAAAUUAAUAAUAGAAAAUCGCUAAGUAGGAACAGCAUAUUUAAGAUUUGUUGAGAUCUUUAGAAAGCGAUAGACAAUCCUAGUAAUCUUAGGUAAAAGACAAUACAGAUAAUUCAAGAGUAAUGGAAUUGCAAUAAUUAAAUUUGAAUUUGAGCAAAGUCAUAGAUGAAAAGACAUAAAAAUUAUAAAAAUAAGAAUAAGAAAUUGUGAUACUCACUGAAAAAUUAAGAGAAACAGAGAUCUAUAUUAGAAGUAUAGAAUUUUAGCUAAAUGAAUUGAGAUUAAAAUAUGAAUCAUAAGUACAGAUAACUUAUUAAAAAUCAAGUAUAAUUUCAACUUCAGAAGAUAUUACUGAUGAGUUCUAAUCAAAGUUUCAAUAACUUCAAUAGAAAUAUAUUUAAUUAUAAAGAGAUUACUAAACCUUAUUAAAUAAUUCCAGCAAACUUGAAGAAUAUGAAAACAAAAUAGCAUUGCUUUCCCUAGAGAUUUCAAGAUAUAGAAACUCAUCAAAGAAAAGUACACCAUAAAUUAAUCGAGAAAGCUCAUCUAGUGCUAAAACUAGUAAAUUCAACCUUGGAGAGUUAUAAAGUCCAUGUCCUGAAGAAUUGAAAACUGAGUAAUCAAACACUAGUCAAAUAUUCAUUCAACAAUUUAGUAAUCCAAAAAUUGAUGAAUAAUAUGGAUUAAUGGUAUUAUUAUUUGCUGAAAUCGAAGCUCUGAGAAUGUAAGAUAGCAAUAGGUAAACUUAGUAAGAUGACAAAAGUAAAGUUUCAUGCCUAAUGGAUUAUUACAGAACUAAAAGGCCUUCAUGA